Diabrotica virgifera virgifera (western corn rootworm) is the source of this 5304-nucleotide messenger RNA. Its product is annotated as glucose dehydrogenase [FAD, quinone]-like. Lineage: Eukaryota; Metazoa; Arthropoda; Insecta; Coleoptera; Chrysomelidae. Gene Ontology annotation, molecular function: oxidoreductase activity, acting on CH-OH group of donors; flavin adenine dinucleotide binding. The transcript has 2 exons. Bases 14 to 2005 code for a protein of 663 amino acids. The record is from RefSeq and is a predicted model, not a curated record.
GCAAAGUCAAGAAAUGGUACAAACAUGGACACCACCCGAUCUAUCACAACCUUGUGCUGUUCACAACAAUUUAACGACCUGUCAACCUUCGACAUUCUUGUUUUUGCAAUUAGUGGCGAAUUUGUUCGGGUAUUCACCGGACGCGAAGAACAAAUACGGAUACGAUUAUGACUUUAGUUCGGGAUUUGCUUCGUGGGAUUUUACAAACCCUUUCGAAAGUGCCAAACCUAAGCAAGAGGAGUACGACUUUAUUGUUGUUGGUGCUGGAAGCGCGGGAUGCGUUGUGGCUAACAGAUUGACAGAAAUCCAGCAUUGGAGGGUGCUGUUAUUAGAAGCUGGAGAUGAAGAACCACUGGUUGCAGAUGUUCCUGCAUUUGCUCCAAUGUUGCAAGGUUCCAGUAUCGACUGGAUGUAUGAGACCCAGCCUUCGCCACACAGUUGUCUUGCCAGGGAUGAGGGUAGAUGUACAUGGGCCAGAGGCAAAGUAAUGGGUGGAUCGUCAACCAUAAACUACAUGAUUUAUAUAAGAGGCCACCCAGAAGACUACGAUGAGUGGGAAUAUAUGGGCAACCAUGGAUGGUCGUAUAGAGAUGUUUUGCCGUAUUUCAAAAAAUCUGAGGAUAACAAAAACCACGAUCAUAAAAAAAUAGAUCCUCAUUACCAUGGUGUAGGUGGAUAUCAAACAGUAGAGUUUUUCCCUUACCAAGACAAGAACACUAUUGGAUUGCUCCACUCUUAUGAAGAAUUUGGACUACCAAAAGUUGAUCAAAACAGUGAGCAUCUCAUCGGUACUAUGCUGUUACAACACACCACCAGACACGGUGAACGAUUAAGUACAAACGGAGCUUUUAUAAGGCCUAUUAGAAAUAAAAGAAAAAACUUAACUGUAAGAACUAACGCCCAUGUUACACGAAUACUAAUAGAUCCAAAAACCAAGAAAGCGUACGGGGUAGAAUAUUUCAGUAAAGGAAAACUUGUUCAAGUAUUAGCAAAGAAAGAAGUCAUUUUAUCAGCAGGAAGUAUUAACUCACCAGUAUUAUUAAUGUUAAGUGGCGUGGGUCCAGCAAGUCAUCUGCAGGAAAACGACAUUAAAGUUAUUAAAGACUCUGCUGUUGGUUUCAAUUUGCAAGAUCACACCACGAUAGAUGGCGUUGUGUUUGCUUUAACCAAUCACACUUCUACAUUAGUGGAUGAGGACCAAAUGAAAGCAGAUGUGUACUAUUGGAAAAAGAAAAGAGAUGGACCGUUAGCAUCAACAGGUGCAUUACAAACAAACGCGUUUAUUCAGACGAAAUUUGAAAAUAGUCAUGAUAGACCAGAUAUUCAAAUUUCUAUUGAUUCGGUCAAUACAGAUAAUUUUUUCACUGAUCCUAUUCUCAGUUAUAAUACUGCUGUGUUACCGUUAGCUUACUACAGUGGCAUGAUGGCAAGACCGAUAUUACUUAAUCCAGAAUCAAGAGGAAGAAUCUUGUUAAAUCAUACCGAUCCUACUUUCGGCACUCCUCUUAUCUAUGCCAAUACUUUCUUUGAAGAAAUAGAUUUACUCAGAAUUGUUGAAGGAGUAAAACAAAGUCUAAAUCUCGAAAGGACCAGUUUCUUUAAACACGCAGGAAUACGACUUGUUCGAACACCUUUACCAGCUUGUAAACAUGUACCUUGGGGCACGGACGAAUAUUGGGCAUGUAUAGCCAUGGCUUACACCACUACUAUUUUCCAUCCUGUAGGGACAUGCAAAAUGGGACCUCAUCAUGAUGAAAGUGCAGUAGUUGAUUCUAAUUUAAGAGUACACGGCAUCCAUUCGUUACGAGUUAUAGAUGCCUCCAUUAUGCCUAAAAUUGUAAGAGGAAACACGAAUGCACCUACUAUAAUGAUAGCUGAAAAAGGAAGUGAUUUCAUUAAGGAAACAUGGUUGAAAGAAGAACACCAUGGCGAAAAAUAUCACACACCCCAAAGUAGUAUUAAUUCUUUGUUCGAUUUUGGAAAUUUCUUCGAAGUCAAUUUUUAAACCUCGGUAGCCGAGGUUGCCAUUAGGUAUAUUAACAUUAACAUGCCUUGUAGUCCAGUCGUAUUAGAUCAAAAAAUGCCUAACCUUGCUCGGCGAGCUAUGUUAAUUUUUAUUAUUUAAACAUAUAGUGGCAAAACAUACUAGUGUAAAUUUAAAAUCGCGACGGAAUUCCGCCGCCGCGUUAGCUGCCAUUUUGAUUUUAAUGGAUAACCGGUUUCGCUCCAAUUCUCCGUCAUUUUUAACUUUUCGACAAAAAUGGUAGGGACUGAAAUUUUGAAAUUAUUGCAAAUGCGAUUUUCUACAAUUUCUUUUUUGCAAUUUUUUUCAUGCAACAAUUCUUCGUAGGCAUUUGAUAAAAAAAAGACCUACAGUUUAUCUAUAAGGGUUCUGUUCCUUUCACGUUGAAGAUCUAUGGAGUAGAACGGUCUUGACAUUCAAUUGGAAUAGUAGGAUCUUUGUCAUUGUGUUAUAAUAGUCGGACCUCCAAACGGAGUUGAGAAUGCUAAACCUUUGCUAAGCUUUUCGUAUUCUCGUACAUGUUCUCUUCCGUGCUUUGGUUUACUCAUAUGGCACUUCCAAGUUAUGUAAAAUUGCAUUGAUUCUCAUAAAUUUGGUUUUAAUUCAGUCAAUUUGUACUCUACGAGCCCCCUAGUGGGAAAGUUUUGGGGUUUUUCUGAUUUCUUUCAUUAUAGGUGUAGGUAUUUUGGGCUGCUGAAUCCGAAUAUGAGAUUUGCGGACAAAAUUUCGUGACGGAACAUUGAGUAAAUCGUGAAAAAAGCGAAAAAUUUCUGCUUUUUCCCACUUUUUUGCUUAAACCUUGAAAACUAUUAUUUUUUAGUAAAUGGCCUCUUUACAGAAAUUAAAGUAAUUAAAAUUAUUUACAAACACCACUAUUUAACAAACUUACUAAGGAAGUAAAACUUCGCUAGUAGGUAAAUGGUAUAUAAAUUUUUAUUAAAAUUUUAUCUAAAAUGAUCCAAAUUGGAUAAAAGUGGGUACAUCUAUAGUACAAAAUCACACAAACGUUUUCGGACCAAUCAGUCCAUCAUCAGGUGGUAGAAACGUAAAAUAAACAAACCACUGCAUUAAAAAAGGCCAAGAUGAAAUUUUGACUGUUUGAAAGUUAGGAAAAUUAGAACAUGUGGUUACUUACUUAAGAUCCAAAGUAGUUGGAAAUAGCUACAUAGAUAGGUCAAAAGACCUUCAUUUUACAAUAAUUAUGCCAUUUCGGCUACAACAAUGUCGACAAUAAGUCGAUGUUAAAAGGAUUUAAAAAUGCAGCGUUAUUAUAAUGUGGUCUUCAUCUUGGCUUCAAACUGACAGACUGAAAUAUGACAUUAAACGAAAAUUGACAAGACGUUCUAGGUAGGGAAUUUUAUGUGUAUGCAGUUAUUUUGUAUUUUAGAAAUGCAAAAAUAUUAUUACUUAAAUAAAUGAUUUUAAUUAAACCACUAUUUACUUUUUUGAGACGAAGCUUUCGGUCUAAAGUGCAAGUUGAAAAUUGCCAAUUUUUAACGGUCUCUGCAAAACCCACUUUUUACAUUUCAAAACUUUAUUUUUUAUUAGAAUACUGUUAUUUUAUAAAUUUCUUCUAGUUUACAAAUUAAAUUAAAAUACAAGAUGUUGUAUAAUAUAAAAGUAUAUGAGCCGUUGUCUUUUAGAAAGUCCUGGCUGUGGUUCUCCGGUGGCGAUGAGUCCCGAUGUAUUCUGCUUGUUCUGGAAAAUAAAAUACAUGAUGUCAGUUCUAAAGGAGAGAUGACGAUUGCAAAAUAGAUUGUGAGAUUAACCAUAACCUACCUUUCGCAUUUUGCUGAGGUUCUUCGAUGUCAUCAUUUCCUGGCUCAGGGUCUGAUUGCUCCAUCGUCAGCGUCAGUGGUCGUUGUCUUGGAAAAUAAAAGAGGUAGUGGGAUAUUGACCUGUAAUCAUAUUAUAUCAAGGAGAGAUGAAUGAUUCCGAAAUAACUUGUGAGAUUAUAUAUAUACCUCUGUCACUUUCUUCAGUCUAAGAAAUAGACCGUAGUAGUGAGUUUGGUGCAGGAUCCAAAGUGGUUGGCACUAGCACGAGAUCACUAGUAGUUUUUUUCCAACUCCCUCACUUGGAUCUUUUUGUUGCUCGUCACGUGUGGCUUGAUAUAAAGAAAACCAUUACUGCACCUGAUAGUAAACUCUAAGUGAAUGUUCUCGUGUAGCAGAUUCGGUAGGGGGUAAUGAGGCAAUGUUGGUCUUACUUUUUUAUGAUGAAGAUACGUAUUGUCUCUUAUAGUAACCCUUACAAAGGUUAUUGGCUAGCUCAGCCUGGCGUAGAUCUUGUGCUGUGCAAAAUCAAUCACUUUUUCAAGGAUCUAAGGGAGGUCAAUCAAUAAAAUUCAAAAAUAACUUCACAUAUUCGUAAACUAAAUCACAUACGCAUUAUUGCUAUUUUAAGAGGAACAUUAAACUUAUUAAUAAAUGAAAUUAAUCGUCAACGAAACUAAUUGUUCAGUAGCACUUUGCUAACGUCUGGCUUCAGGAGGGCUACCUGCAGGCCACUAAAGCCUGCUUUAUUGGCUCUAAAUUCCUUCCUUUGUUAAUCUUUUCAGUACGAUGAUCGUGAGAAUUUUGUUUAUAAAGGAAAGAAAGGUUGUUCCUCUCCAGUUUCUGCAGAAUAUGGGUUUUUAAGAAGAUCUUUAGUGUUCCCUUUUUCCAGCCUUCUGGGAUGUGGUUUAUUUACCAUAUCUCUCUGAUUAUGUGGAGCAAAACAGGGAGUUAGAUGCGGAUCAGCCUUUAGAAAUUUAGCAGCAAUGCUGUCGGUUCACGGGGUUUAUUAUUUCUCAACGGUUUGAUAACUGUUACUGUCUCCAUUUUGGAAGAAUCUUCGCAAGGUAUAUGCAAGUUUACCUUCUCCGAGUUUUCGACAAUUUCAUCUAUGUUAUCUCUUAGCGUUCCUAGCAUUUUCUGGAAAUAUUCUUUCCAUUCUCUGCUUUCUUACCUAUUGUAAGUGAUUCCCCUGUAGGGAAUAUUACAAUGUUCGAACUGUUGAACUCAUUUUUUGUUAGUCGUCUAGUUAUUGGAAUUAUGAAUAUGUUAUGUGAAGGCUGGUGACCGUAAAAGUAAUUAAAAGAUUGGAAAGAAUGAACCAAUGGCUGCACGAAACUUAAAGAGAGCUCCUGAAUAAGAGUUUUAAUAAGAAUUUGUAAGAGUUUACCUAAAUUUAGUAACAAAGUCUGUAAAAAUAUGUUACGCAAUGCAAGGUAAAAGAAAGUUAUUUAUGUUUCUGUGUAUUUCUAUUAUUAUAAAUAAAUCAUUUCAUUUCCUUAAUAA